Messenger RNA from Closterium sp. NIES-65, 1143 nucleotides. The record is from the annotation of a GenBank genome assembly. Lineage: Eukaryota; Viridiplantae; Streptophyta; Zygnematophyceae; Desmidiales; Closteriaceae.
AUGCGCGUUGUGGUGGCGCGGAGGGCCCAUGGGCUCUCUAGCGGCUCGCUCACCCGCGGGGACUCCGCCACGCGCAGCAGCUGUCCCCCAGGGUACUACUUCCGCCCCGGCGCGGCAGCGGGUCGUCUGCGGUGGCACAUCUACCUGCCCGGGGGAGCGUGGUGCGUCACCCCCGCCGACUGCGCCGCCAGAGCCGGCACGCGCCUGGGAUCCAGCAAGAGCUUCCCCGCCAACCCCGCGCACUACGCGGCGCAGCUGAGGCCGCCGUUCGAGGGCAUUCUGUCGGGCAGCGCGCAGCAGAACCCGGCGCUGUACCAGUGGAACCUGGUGCGCCUCAUCUACUGCGACGGCGGUGGGUACGCCGGCACCAGGGGCGCCCUCAACGUCUCCCUCGCCUCCCCUGCUGCUGCCGCCCCUCGCAAUGCAAGCUCGGCUGCCAACUCCACGGGGUCAACCAAGUCAUCCGCGCCGUCCACGGCAGCCAUCUACCUGGACGGGUGGAACAUCAUUCAGGCGGUCAUUGCAGACCUCGUGCAGAAGCGCAAGAUGCGCUCAGCCUCACAGGUUCUGCUUUCGGGCAGCUCAGCGGGUGGGCAGGCGACAGUGAACCUUUGUGAUUGGUUGGCGUCGUCCUUCCCGUCCGCUUCCACGCGCUGCCUCGUUGACUCGGGCUUCUUCCUUGACACGCGUGACCGCGCAAUGAACUACACCUUUCGCUCGCUAGCUCAGAACCUCACCGCACUGCACCGCCCCUCCAACCCCACCUGCCCUUAUGCAGCGAGGCCGGCACAGCUGUGGCGGUGCUUCUUCCCGCAGUACACUCUCCACAACACAUGCACGCCACUCUUCCUCUUCCACACGCCCUUUGACUACGUAGCAGCCAUGAUCGGCAACCUGCUGCCUAGUAACAGCACCUACGCGAUCAGCUGCCUAAGGGAGAUGAUCAACAGCCAAAAGAAUCUCUCAAGCAUUGGCAAUCUGGAUGUUAUCAAGGGCCCAGGAAUAAGAGCAAGGGUUGCAUUUAGUGAGGGCAUGACAUGGCAUGCUAUGAAGACCUACGGUAAGGUAUGGGGGGGGGAUGAGAUGGGAAUGCACGAGGAUGAGGUGGAUAAGAAUGCAAGGGAGUGGGAUGAGUUAUCAUGA